Messenger RNA from Cetraspora pellucida, 366 nucleotides. The record is from the annotation of a GenBank genome assembly. Lineage: Eukaryota; Fungi; Glomeromycota; Glomeromycetes; Diversisporales; Gigasporaceae.
AUGGCAGAUAUGCAACCCACAAUAGAAUCAUUAAGAGAAUUAAAUUCCAGGCUUGUCCUAAAAAUUGAUGAAUUAAGAAAGAAGUUUACAGAGAUUGAAGCUGAGAAUACUGAACUUAAAAGGGAGAAGACUGUAUUCUUGGCUAAAGAAGCAGGACUCGUUGCUAGAAUAGUGGAAUUAGAACAAUCUGCAAAAGAAAAUGUGGAGAAUUCAAAGUUAAGAGAUUCUAAACUUAAUGAACUCAGAUCCAGAGUUUCGAAAUUAGAACAGAAGGAAUCGCAAAAUGGUAAAGAAACAAGUAUAUCUAAAUCUUCAGUUAAUGCCAUCUCUACUAAAACGGAAAAUUCUAAUGAUGUAUCUUCAGAG